UCAGUCUUCUCCUCACGACAAACCAACGAAAUAUCUGUCCGGCGUUUCGCGUUUAGUCACAGAGAGAUGUCUGAGGAUGCGCAUCAAUACCUUAUUCAUCCGUUGUCUCUCCGCGGAGCCUGUCUUUGAAUGUUUUCCCCGAGCAUGAAUGGGGCUGCUUGAGGAUAUACGACCUUUUCUUCGUUUUUUUAGGGAAUAAGGAGCCCUUCGACAUUUGGAGAUAUGAAUUAAAGCGAUAAAGCGUCUAUGACGGGCGUUACGGGACGACUACGCGAAGCCAUCACGGCAUAUGCUUUGUCUUUGUGGAUAGGAUCAAAUCAGACUGCAUCCUCUAAAUGAAGUUACCCAGCCAUGCAAUGUUCCUGGAAGGCUGUGAUUCUGCUUGCAUUGGUGUCCAUAGCGAUCCAAUACACAGCAAUCAGGACUUUCACAGCCAAGCCUUUUCAUAUUUGCCCUGUUCCUAACCCCCUGAACUGUGGUUUGGGGCAGGAUGUGGAGUCGUUCGAUCGGAUGUGUGAUGAGUACCCAUAUUUUAAUUACAAUUCCUCAAGGAAGACUCACAUCCUCAUCUUGGCAACCACUCGCAGCGGCUCCUCUUUCGUUGGACAGUUGUUCAACCAGCACUCAGAUGUGUUCUAUCUCUUUGAACCACUCUAUCAUGUCCAAACGACCUUAAUCCCUCACCUUUCUCCCAGCAGAUACGCUGUGGAGCGCCGAGUGAUGCUGGGAGCCAGUCGUGACCUUCUUAGAAGCCUGUACAACUGCGACUUGUAUUUCCUAGAGAGUUACAUCAAACCGCAGCCGGCAAACCACACCACGGAUAAACUGUUUCGACGUGGAGCCAGCAAAGCCCUCUGUUCUAUGCCGGUUUGUGAUGCUUUCAGCCCCAAUGAUGGCAAUAUAGAAGAGGGGGAUUGUGUUCGGAAGUGUGCCUCUCUUAAUUUGACCCUAGCUACCGAAUCAUGCCGAGAAAGACGGCAUGUGGCCAUUAAAACGGUGCGUAUCCCGGAGGUCAACGAUCUUAAGGCACUGAUUGAAGACCCUCGGCUUAAUUUGAAGGUUAUACAGUUGGUAAGGGACCCACGUGGAAUAUUAUCAUCGAGGAUUGAAACCUUCCGGGACACUUACCGCCUAUGGCGGAUCUGGAGAGCCACAGGCCGUAAACCCUACAACCUGGAUUUGACCCAGCUCACGACAGUGUGUGACGACUUUCUGAACUCGGUGUCCACAGGUUUAAGCCGGCCACCGUGGCUUCGAGGACGGUACAUGCUGGUGAGAUACGAGGACCUAGCCAGAAAUCCACUCCAAAAAACCAAGGAGGUUUAUGAAUUCCUUGGACUUUCGCUGGAAAAAAGUGUGGUGGACUGGAUACAUAACAACACAAGAGGCAAUAACGAUGUGUCAGCAAAGCAUAAGUACGGCACAUUGAGGGACUCGGCGGCUAACGCAGAGAGCUGGAGGUUGAAAUUGUCUCAUGACAUAGUUGAUUACACACAAACUGUUUGUCAGCACAUUUUAGAUGAGCUCGGCUACAAAGCUGUCAACUCCCCUGAGGAGCUGAAAAACAUGUCCAUCUCUCUCAUUGAGGACAAAACCUUCAUACCUUUUUUGUAACAAAGGUAAUCACGUGCACGCACAACUAUUUUUCUACAUUUAUAUUCUUGCCUUAAUGUGACUGACAUUUGCACUAUGAACCUUUUUGUAACUUCGGAGACUCCCUCGCAGUCCCCCCUCUAUGAUAUUUCUGAACAGCACAAGAACCAAAACACUUAGCUGUAAAGAGAUCUCAACUUCACCUUGAUUGCGGCGAUUGCAUUGAGAUAGGCAACGUUCCUUAUUUAUAUAUUAGAGCAGAGCACCACACUAUUGACAAAGAAAUUCUGUAUGCUGGUCAUUGCUUUGACAACAGUGAAUGUGAAAAUUUUGUCAGUCAAAGAACCCAGACUAUUCUCAAGAUAAACACUCUUCAAUGUGGGACUGAAAAAUGCUGUCAUGUAUAAUUACAGCCGUGCAAUAAAAUUGUGAAUGUCACAGUCAGACUAUUUCUCAGGUUGUUUCUCAGUGCAAAGACUUGACUGUCAGAGAGCUUUCUGGGGGUUUAUGCUCGUGUUUGAUUUGCUUUUAGAAUGCAUAAUGUGCUGGAGCUGUACCUGGGUUAAAAAAAAAAGAAAGAAAGUAAACUCACAGUAAAAGCACUUCAGUGUGCUUGCAUUGUUUGGUUUACAAAUUAGUUGUAAAAACUCAAUGACCACUGUUUCGCCACAAUGAAGGUUUCUGUUAUAUUUUUGCCAAACGCCAUGACACUAUUUCAGAGAAAUCCAAUGCAAUCAAGUUUUUAAAGUCGACAGUUUGUUAGUUUAGAGGUUUUCAUAUGAAAUGCAUGGAAUUAUUCAUCCUUUAGAGGCUGCCCUCAUCAUCAUAUAACAAUUUUUCAUUGAUUCAGUGCAUAGGGAUUUGUAUUCAGUGUUCAUGGGAAAUCGUUCGACUCAAUGUAUGUGAAAGAGGCUAUUUUUUAAUAAAUGUAGAAAAGCAAA
This is a messenger RNA of Danio rerio (zebrafish), 2534 nucleotides long. RefSeq names its product carbohydrate (keratan sulfate Gal-6) sulfotransferase 1 (gene chst1). Lineage: Eukaryota; Metazoa; Chordata; Actinopteri; Cypriniformes; Danionidae. Gene Ontology annotation, biological process: carbohydrate metabolic process. Gene Ontology annotation, cellular component: Golgi membrane. The record is from RefSeq and is marked validated. Gene Ontology annotation, molecular function: keratan sulfotransferase activity; sulfotransferase activity.